UAGCUUCAGUUGAAGCUCAGCCGUCGGAGUGUACUGAACGUAUGCAGAAAUGCUGUCGCUUGUCUCGCGCAUAAAUCGUGUUCGUUCGUAACGGUGAAUUCGGCAAAACGACGCAAAUCGAAGACACAAUAAAAUUACAAUUAUCAAAGCGUUUGUUGAAUAAAAGCAAAACUCAUAUUCAGGUUAAACAAAUAUCGCCAAACCAAUUACCAUUGCAGUGCAUUAACGGUAAAUCUCGCAAAUGUAUGUGCGUAAAGCAAGCAGGGGCAUAUCUUGAUGUAGUUACAGUUAGAGAAUGAGUGAGGCGAGUGUUCAGAAUUUUGUUUACAGUAAUACUAAAGUGAAGUGAAGUAAACCCACUCGACUCUAGGCAACUUUCGUCACUUGCUUUAAUUGUUGUGCUCUGUUCUAUAUUUUUGGCAUAUAUUAAAAGCGUAUCAGCAACAACAACAACAACAACUCGAUCUGUGUUUCUGCGUGAGUGCAAGUGAGUGUGUCUUGUUCUAGCUGUAGUUCCGGUUUAACUCCUUGGUCACGUGGCCAAAAAGUUUGAGCCAUGUUUUGUGAACGGCCAAACCACUGCUGCCCUUGUGCGUGACACAGUCCAGCAACAAUAAUAACAACAAUAAACAACCGCAAUAGCAGCAGCAGCAGCAGCAGCAGCAACAGCAACAGCAACAGCAACAGCAACAGCAACAGCAAGAACAACAAUAACAGCAGAAACUACUCAAGGAUUAUCAGUUCGCCAGGCCAAAACUCAAUUUGUUGGCCAGCUGCUGGCAGCGCGGCGCGAGUCGAAAUGCGCUACCACUAGGCACAGGAGCUGUAGUUGUUGCAGCAGGUGGAAGCCGACAGAGAAGGAGAGUGUGAGAGAGAGGGAGAGCAGCAUAAACUGGCAAGCAGACGGGCCAAAACUGCAGCUGUGACUGGCAAAAUCUGCAAACCAAAUCCAACUUAAGUCACAUCAAAUUAAAAUCAACAAGCGUUCCACAUAGCAAGCGUCCUCCAAAAAAAAAAAAAAAAAAAAAAAAAAAAAAAGCCAAGAACAAGAAAAGCUAACUGCAGCUUUUGGCCAAAGGAAAUUACACACACAGAAAAAAAAGGAGGAAGCGAAGAAAGUGCAGAAAGAAAAUAGGAGCAGCGCAUGAAAAUGAAGUGCAAUAAAAGUCAAAUGGCCACGUUAACAAUGUGGAAAAUUUUUAUGGCUCUGCUGGCUGUGGCUACGGCGUUCGUAAUGCCGCUCACAUUAGCGCACCAGCACUCGAUGCUUGGCGGCGGCGGCGGCGGCGGAGGAUCUGCAGGAGGCGGCUCGGCCGCUGGCCACGGCGCUGGCAUGGGCAUGACCAUGGGCAUGGGCUCUGGACUUGGGAAGGAAGCACACGUGAAAACGAAGGACAUUGAUGCCGUCGAGGGCAAAUCUGUGUCGCUGCCCUGCCCCAUUGCCGAGCCCCUGCAUGAUGUUUAUAUGGUCUUAUGGUUUCGUGAUAAUGCGGGCAUACCUCUAUAUAGCUUCGAUGUGCGCGAUACCAUGGCCAUUGAGCAGCCCAGACAUUGGUCAGCUCCGGAGGUGUUUGGCUCUCGUGCCAAAUUUCAUUUUGACUCGCAGCCAGCUACAUUGGAAAUUAAGGAUAUCAAAAGGCAUGAUCAAGGCAUUUACCGUUGUCGUGUCGAUUUUCGCACAGCUCAAACACAGAGCUUCCGUUUCAAUUUGUCUGUCAUAAUACUUCCGGAGCAGCCCAUCAUACUGGACCGUUGGGGUCGUCAACUGAAUGGCACACAAUUGGGUCCCAAGCAGGAGGGCGAUGAUAUUGUUAUCACUUGUCGUGUGGUGGGCGGUCGACCGCAACCACAGGUCCGCUGGCUCGUAAAUGGACUACUUGUCGACAAUCAAAACGAGCACAAUUCCGGCGAUGUUAUCGAGAAUCGACUGUUGUGGCCAUCGGUGCAGCGGAACGAUUUGAAUUCCGUAUUCACAUGUCAGGCAUUGAAUACGCAAUUAGAUAAGCCCAAGGAAAAGAGCUUCAUACUGGACAUGCACUUGAAACCAUUAACCGUUAAAAUUCUGGAUCCGCCCAGUUCAAUGAUUGCCGAUCGACGGUAUGAAGUCACCUGUGAAUCGUCCGGUUCACGUCCGAAUGCCAUCAUCACCUGGUACAAGGGAAAACGUCAAUUGCGACGCACAAAGGACGACAUAUCAAAGAACUCGACACGCUCCGAGCUGAGCUUUGUGCCCACCACAGACGACGAUGGCAAAUCGAUAACAUGCCGUGCGGAAAAUCCAAAUGUGAACGGCCUCUAUUUGGAGACCAUGUGGAAAUUGAAUGUCGUUUAUCCUCCAUUGGUGACGCUGCGCCUGGGCUCCACGCUGACACCGGAUGAUAUCAAGGAAGGCGACGAUGUUUACUUCGAGUGUCACGUACAAUCGAAUCCUCAAUGGCGGAAACUGUUGUGGUUACAUAAUGGCAUUCACUUGGAACACAAUACCUCGGCUCGCGUCAUACGCUCCAAUCAGAGCCUGGUGCUGCAGAAGAUAACGAAACACUAUGCCGGAAAUUAUGCGUGCAGCGCCAUCAACGACGAAGGCGAAACGGUCAGCAAUCAGUUGCCGCUGCGCGUUAAAUAUACACCUGUUUGCAAGCACACGGAUCGCGUUAUACUAAUUGGUGCCUCCAAGGAUGAGACUGUUGAGGUUGUAUGCGAGAUACAAGCGGAUCCACCGCCACGAACAUUUCGCUGGAAAUUUAACAACUCAGGCGAAACUCUGGACGUGGGCAGUGAACGAUUCAGUGUGAAUGGAAGCCGCAGCAUUUUAAAGUACACUCCGGUUACAGAUCAGGACUAUGGUACACUGUCCUGCUGGGCAGCUAACGAAGUGGGAACACAGCAGCAUCCCUGUCUCUUUCAAGUUGUUUUAGCAGCUCUGCCAAAUGGCGUCAGCAAUUGCAGCAUCUUCAAUCGCACCGAACUGAGUGUUGACAUACAAUGCAUACCCGGCUACGAUGGCGGCCUGCCGCAAAUAUUUGUGCUCGAAAUGUUUUCAACACGCACCGGCAUUACCAGAUUCAAUCUGAGCAACGCGGAGGAGGCGCUCUUCUCGCUGGAGAAUCUGGACACGCUCACCUCGAUGAUGAUGCAGGAGAACAACUCGUUGAGGCUGCGCAUUUAUUCCUACAAUCAAAAAGGACGCAGUGCAGCAUAUCUGUUGCCCGAUUUCAUAAUUGGUUCAACGGCUUACAAGACAGACGACGAUGUGACGCUAACGCUGUCGCCGGUGAUUGUUGGCAGCGUUCUAACCAUCAUAAUUAUUGGGGUGGCCAUCGCGAUACGCAUCUUUGUGGUUACAUUCGUGCACAAUCUGCGACGCAAUCGCCAGCACGGCAACAAGGCGACGGCAGCGGGCGUGGUCACCCAAGCGGGCGACGUCUUCAAGAGCAACAACCUGGAGAAGCCACGCUGGCAGCACACGGACAUCAAAACGAAAUCAUCUGAGGAUUUGGUCGAGGAUGAACGUGAUCCAGAUGUUAUACCCUCACAAUAUGUUGGCGGCAGCAGCGCCGGCAGCAGCGGCAGCAAUGCCUCCAAUGUCGGCAGCACCACAGCCACCGGCACCGCCACCGGCAGCAGCACAUCGACAGCGGUGGCUGCUGCUGUCCCUGCAGCCGACCGCGAUGCGCAUCAGUUUGCGGCGACAACAGCCUCAGCUACAGCAUCUGCAUCAGCAUCAGCAACAGCAGCAGCGGCAGCAGCUGCAACGCCAUCGGCUGCUGGACUCGUUGGCAGCAUUUCCAAAUGGUCACCCAAUGGCAAUGCGCCGGCCAUGACGACGACUACAGCGCUGUCCAGUGAUCCGGCGAAUCCGCCGGUCACCUACAACCAGAUCAAUGCACAGCGAGCGCAGCUGCUGGCCGCCGUCGCAGCGGUGGGAGGGGGCUGCAGCAGCACCGUCAUCUCGCCCAGCAGCAGCAUGAUGGGCAGCCUGGGCAUGGGCAUGGGGAUGGGCAUGAGUGGCGGUGGCGGGAAGCCAUUGACACUGGGCAUGGGUGGCACCAUCAUUGGAUCGCCCACAUCGCUGUCCUCAACUGCGACGCUGGCAGCGCAUUUGCAGCCGGCGCACAGCAGCGGCGUGGGCACUCUGCCGCCCGGCCUGGGCAGCGGCGGUGGGUAUAUACUGAAUGCCUAUGCCAGUGGCAGGCUGCAGCAUACGCAGGGUCACACGGCCACCUUGAAUCGCCAUCAUCAUCAUCAGCAACAGCAGCAGCAGCAGCAGCAACAUCAUCAUCAUCAGCAACAUCAUCAGCCGGGCUCCGGUUCCAGUUUGCUGCUGGGCAGCGUGGGCAGCGUUAUGGGCGUGGGCGUGACCUCGACAACAACCACCUCGUGCAACUCGUCACAGGAUUUGGAUGACAACAUCAACAUAAAUGCGAUUAAGGAUUGCCUCAUGACGCAACGUGUGCCCGAGAGCUGCGUCUAAGUCGUCUAGACGCAAAAUCUACGACUAUGGCGAAGCAGACGUAAGCAGCUAGACCUAAACCUAGACUAGAUAGUCAGCUAAUCGUGUUAAUCAUAUACAUAUACAUAUACACUGAUAGAUAUAUAUGUAUAUACGUGUGUAAGUAGUUCUAUGUAUAUAUGAAUAUGUUAUAGUUCUGUUCUCGUUAAGGUGCUGUGCAUAGCUAAGUUCUAUUCUAUUAUGACCAUCUGGCCUAUCUUCCGCAUAGAUUUCGAGGCAUAUCCUUUUCCAAUAUCAAAAGAGAAAUAUCGAUAGGCGCAUAUCCAAAGAUUAGUUAUUGAAUCAUAUCAAUGUAUGUAUAUGUAUAUCUGUAUAUUUGAGAAUAUAAAUGCGACUCAGUCAAUAAAUCGAAAAUUUAUCGAUACCAUAUCGAUUAAAGGAUAUCAUUUAAAACAAAUAAACUGAAAAUUCUCUACAUUUACAUUACCAGGAAAAAAAAGUGUAGAAAAGAAAAAUAGAAAACUAUAAAUAAAAAUCAGUAAAAAUUAAAAUUAAAAUUAAGGCAACUUCUAAAAGACUCUGAAACUUAGUAGAAAAAUUUUAUUUGUAGCAAAAAUGUUCCCAGCAAAAAAAAAAAAAAAAAAAAAUUUGAAGAAAUUGGAGUUAGAAAUAUUACGAUUAAGUCAACUUGUAAAUAAAUAACCUCUUGCAUAGUCAAAUACUUGUAUAAAGCAAACAUUUAUUUAGACUACGAUUUUUGUUGUAUUUGUAUGUAUAUUUAGAUAUGGCCAACAGCUAACUGUAAAGGCAGUUCGAUUCGGUGUGAGUGUACCCGUUUAUGAAAUCGGGAAUGUCCUGCAUAGUAAAAGUAAAUCUAUAUAUAUAUAGAAAAG
Molecule: messenger RNA, 5343 nt
Organism: Drosophila mojavensis
Lineage: Eukaryota; Metazoa; Arthropoda; Insecta; Diptera; Drosophilidae
Gene: side-II
Product: nephrin
Exons: 20
Coding region: 1145-4471 (1108 amino acids)
Source: RefSeq, a predicted model, not a curated record